Molecule: messenger RNA, 3463 nt
Organism: Nymphaea colorata (pocket water lily)
Lineage: Eukaryota; Viridiplantae; Streptophyta; Magnoliopsida; Nymphaeales; Nymphaeaceae
Exons: 2
Coding region: 2644-3192 (182 amino acids)
Source: RefSeq, a predicted model, not a curated record
UCCUCCCUUUUCUCUUUACUUUCUGCUUUCUAUUAUUACAUUUGAAAGGCCUUAUUCUUGCAUAGAGAAAUCUAGGCAUUCGCUAACAGAUCUUUCGCAAGGAUAUCAUGAUACUGUUCAUUUCGUUGUUUAGUCUAAGGGUUUUUAGUUUGGCCAUGCUGAAACGAAGUGCUAUAGGGUAAAGUACCGCCAAGGCGAAAGAGAAUGCUGAUAGGGAAAACGCCCGCUAAACGCAGUUAGUAGGAGUAAGCUCUGCCAAACAUCCAUACCCUAGGCAAUGAAUAACAGUAUUAUACUAUAUCUUCAAAUGCUAAACCAUUAGAACAGGCCUCAUAUAAAAGAAGAAAUAAGAGUGAAGAAAGAAAAUGGGAGAGGGAGGGUGUGUCUUUGCAAACCUUACUGUGUCUAAAAGAUCAAGCGUCUUUAAAAACUUCUGACUUUAAAUCCUGCAGGAUAGAAGGAGGGUCAUUACUCAACUCAUAACAUGAGUGAGACUCGAUAUUCUCUCACGCAACAGUUUGCAUUUGUAAACAUCAAACUUUUCAAGCUUCAAAACAUGGAACUAAAGGUUCAAAAGUGAGCCACUUUAGUUCCUGGUCAGGAGAAAUAAAUAAUGACCAAUUCAGAUGUCUAUAGCUAGAAUACCAAACAGAAAAGGAAUAGAUAGGCACCAGACUUUCUCCAUGCCAGUUUCAGAGUUGAACAUCAGUUAUCAGCCUAAGAACACUAAGAAGCUGCUGAAUAAGCCAAACAUUAUUGAAGCUUUUAUGCAAUGCACUACUACACUCUUAAACCAUUAAAUCGAGUAAUAUGUCAAUGAAUUGCACAUAUACACAUUGGCGAAUGAUAAAUUAGCAAGGAACAUUUUAUCAAUGAAAUACACAUUCACACAAACAUGCAAGCACAUAUUAGUUCCCCAAGGCAAUAUAUAUAAUCUGCAGUGAUUAGCUUUUUCAAGACAUUAUCUACAGAUCAAAUGAUAAUAGAGCACAUGUGACAUAUUCAAGAAGAACCAACUGAAGAAAAUUGAUGACUGAACUAACUGCAUCAUUUUCUCAAAAACAAUCAGAAAGUUUCUCCAAAUACCAAACUAGAUAAAGAAUAUUAUCAUAAUAAGUUGGCUCCAAACAUCAUAUCCAGGAAAGAUAAAGUAACUUGUGAAAUGGAAAUCUGAGAAGCAAGAAUACACACAAACAUAAUCACAGCCGCCAAUUGGCAAAACAGUACUUUUUGCAAUUUAAUUUACAAACAAGUAGACAAACAUUUUUAGAAAUUAUGUCAAAUCUUAAGAGACAAAAAAGGGAAAACGAAUUACAUAUGUAAAAAAAACUUUUUAAAAAGAUUGACAGGUAAACAAAGAAAUCGUGAGUUAUCUAAUAAUUUUCUUGCAAAAAAAUGACAAAUAAUUCAUAAAAAUUCCUUAAGUUGUAAACCAUGACAGGUACAUAUAUGUGUGUGUGUUUCUCCAGAAUAUGACAAGUGACAUUUAUUUUUGGGUGAUAUUUUGAUAAUAUUGCAUUAUUUUCCUAAUCAUAUCAUUUGGAGAUCUUUUAAUAAUAAAAACGUGAUAGUUUAAAAAUUCAAACUAUUGUUGAUAGGUUAGCAUAAACUCAUGCACAAAGAGAGGAGGGAGGGGAGAGAGAUCGCUAAUUUACACACAUAAAACAACAAGAAUACAUCACUCGUGUGCUCUGGUUCUCAUUUCUUCAGGUCAUUUGCAAGUCUCUGCAGCAACAACGAUAUUUAAUUCACGUCCACAAAAUAUCUAGCUGUUCAUAUGAUAUUGCGCUUCUGAAGCAUCAAAAAGAUCCACAAACUGCACAAAGCCAAAGACACCAGGUUCUCUACACAGAGAAAAAAUUCAACUAGAUAGAUAGAUAGAUAGACAGACAGACACAUUGAGAGAGAGGAGAGAGAGAAUGUGACAAUGAAAUGUACAGAAGACAACAAAGGAAGAGUCAAGAUAUAGCAUAUGCAUAUGACAUAGUGUUAUUUUCUCUAAAACCUUUAACAACACUUCCAAUGUACAGAAGACAACAAAGGAAGAGUCAAGAUAUAGCAUAUGACAUAUGACAUAGUGUUAUUUUCUCUUGUGCUGGUGCCGUGUUUCUUGGUGUUGGGAUUGUGAUGGCCGAAGAGAUGACUUACAAGAUCGAUGCUGCCUUUGACUCGGGCAAUAAUACCAAGAGCGAGAACUUGCCUGUUCAAGUCACCUCCAUUCGGCUGAGCAAAGACAACUAUCUCUCUUGGUCUGCUGCACUUGAAAUAGGGAUUACCAGUCGCGGUCGCCUUCCCUAUAUCACUGGGGAGAAAACGGAUCCACAAUGGGCGACGUGGGCGUUGGAAGAUAGCCAAGUGAAAGUAUGGAUCAUUAGUUCUGUUUCCGCUGAUAUUCAGCCUCUGAUCUUACGUAAGUUGACUGCUUAUGACAUGUGGACUGUGCUUGCACGGAUGUAUGGCCGUAAGAAGAGAGUCUUGCGCACGUACCAAAUCAAACGUGGCAUCUACUCCCUCAAAUAGGGUGACUUGUCUGUGGCAUCCUUCUUUGCAGCCCUGAAGACUAAAUGGGAGGAACUAGACUAUCAUGUGAAUGAUGACUGGCAUUGUGGUUCUGAUCAUGCCUUGUACUGGGAAAAAGAAUGGAUGGACCGGACUUUUAUUUUCCUUGGAGGAUUACGUGAUGAAUUUGAAUCUAUUAGGAGCCAAAUUCUCAAUUGUGACGAGAUUCCUGGGAUUGAGGAGGUGUAUGCCAGGGUAGAAUCUGAGGAACAACGUCGCCAAGUCAUGCAUAUUGACUCCAGCCAAGGGAGUUCUCCCUCAGCGUUUGUUAGCCGUGCCUCAGGGACUGGACAACGUCCUAUUCGGCGUUGUAGUCAUUGUAACAAGUUGGGGCAUUCUGUGGAUUUCUGUUGGGAUAUUCAUCCUGAGAAGAGACUUGUUCGUGGUCGUCCUCCUUCUAGUCGGCGAGGGUCUUCUGUGCCUAACUCUAGUCAGGGUAGUUCGUCAAAUGUUGAAAAAUCAAAGCUUUCCUCUGAUCAAAUCAAGGAAUUGCAAGCUUAUAUCAGCCGGCUUUCUACUACACAAGAGGAAACUUCCACGACCGAGGGAGCUAAGUUAGCUCAAGCUCUUGUGGCCAAAAGUGAUCAAGGACUUGGUGACGGGGAAGAAGAUUGGGAUUGGUUCGGUUAUUGAUGGACUCUACAGACUACCCGUGCAAGUUGCGUCUGCCUUGAUUUCAGCCACUAGUGGACCGUUGUCAGGUGUGGAAGACAGGUCUACCAUUAUGCGAUGGCACGAGCGUCUUGGACAUCUCCCAUUCCAGUUGAUCAAGAAGUUGUUUCCUAGGCUUUUUACUUUUGUUUCCAUUGACUCCUUCACAUGUGAAGUGUGUCAGUUGGCUAAGCAUGUAAGGGCUUCGUACCCUAUUUCUUUCAAUAAAACCACCCGUCCAUUUGCUUUGGUU